This is a messenger RNA of Mya arenaria, 3354 nucleotides long. RefSeq lists its product as uncharacterized. The record is from RefSeq and is a predicted model, not a curated record. The transcript has 5 exons. The coding region runs from base 152 to 1390 and encodes 412 amino acids. NCBI's taxonomy places the organism in Eukaryota, Metazoa, Mollusca, Bivalvia, Myida, Myidae.
UGACAGUCCAAAUAAAAAGCGGGCAUUGAUACCUUACUUAUUAUUAUGUAUGUUAGCUCUGUCAAUGGUUGAACAUUUGGGGAAAACACUCCGGUAUUUGCAGGAGUUAUAAAAGCUUGGAAAAGGUAGUGCUGGACGAUAAUUAUCAAAGAUGGAUACACCAGGAAAAACACUUGAAAUGCUCAACGAGUUCGUUGAUACACGAUAUUCCACCAAGGAAAAUUUUGAUCUUGGUACCCUUCUGCUUGAUAUUACAAACUCUGCUGCCACCAAUUUGGUUACAGAAAAGGGGAAAGAAAUUCAUUCGUCGAUUUUGGAAACAGUGAAGAAAAUUAUAAGUAGCGGAGACAGUCCAUACUGUGACCAGUGUACGACACAAAAUGCAAGUCCUUGUGGAAAUGGCAAUGCCUGGUGCAGAUUUAGACCGCACAUGUGUCAGUACCAUGAUUUUACGGAUCCUGCUAAAGAAAGUCGACAAUGUCCUAAAGGAAUUUGCACGCAGAUAGCAGAAGAAAUCAUAAAUUUACACCGGUUCGGAAAACCAUCUUUCAAGAACACAGAUGCUCGCAAAUGGUGUGUUGAUCCGGAGGAGAUUCUGAAAUGUUUUACUAAAGAUGCAUAUACGGCCAGAGAUUUAAGUGCAAACAUGAACAUAAUGGAGAACUGCAUGGUCUUCUGUGGAAAAGAUUCAUGUGAACAGGUCCGCGAGAAAAGGAAUAAUAUGUUUCAUCUGUCGAAAUUGCGUACAACAAACCAAGAAUUGCGAGAGAUGGCCGAUGUUUUCCUGAAUUUUGCUGAUACCAAUAUGUCAAAGGAGGAUGCAACAGAGAUGCGCCAGACUAUUGAAAGGAAACUUCGGUCCAAUGGGUUUAUCGAUAAAAAGCUUGAUGAGAUCGUUGGAAACAUGAUGGCAAUCGCCAAGGCAGGGGGAAUUGGCUGCCUCUUACAUGCAUUUUUUUCUUGGAUAAACGACAAAGGCAUGGAACACAAUGAGCAACCGAGUGAAACGACCGACACUUCAUCCAGUCUUUUAACAUCAUACACGACAGAAAUUCAGUCAGCGAUCGCGGAACAUGUUUAUGGAAUCACAUCUGAAACCGAAUCAAAAGCAGCUGAUCCUAAAUUGACAGAGCCGACCCUCUGCGGACCAGCGGAGACAGUCGAAAUUCUUCUGGUCCAUGGCAAAAAUGCAUCUACAGGAAGGGCCUUCGAAAUUUCAACUGCAAAUUCGACCAUACAAGAUAUUGUAACUGAAUUUAUUCAACCGACAGCUCGAUCAAUUACGAUGUCGAUGACCGAAAGUGAAAUUUACAAGCGAGGUAUGUCUACAACAUCUUCCGGAAGUUGGACAGCACAACUUCUUCGAUUUCCGAGAUUUCCAGGGUCUUAGAAAAAUGUACAAUGAUUGCAGCACAAUGUCCAGCAGGCAGUUAAUACUUAAUCAAAUUAUUUGAAACCUGAUAUCUUGUAUUUAUAUUGGUUAUUCACUGUAAAAUGUUAUGUAGUAUAUUUAACUUUACACUUUGAAAGCCAAUGCGAAUAUCUUCUACUUGUACAUAAUUUUUAUAGCAUCGUUUUUUUAGUAACAAAAUACGGAGUGUGAUUUUAGUUUACUUCACGCGCAUUUUUUUAAGUAAGAGGACGUUUUGUUUACUUCGUUAUAGAGGGCAUGUCCGUGUAGUAAGCGUGUGUAAUUAAAUACAGUAGCAUAGCAUCAUAAUUUUAUGUUGUUAUAUUUAUUGUCUUAAGUUAAUAAUGUAGGACAAAAGAAGUUUUCAAACACGCCAAAAAACACGAUCUCAAUUAAUUUAUUGACAUCGUUGUUAACAGACAUGCGAUGAAAACGUUACUUGUGAAAAUAAACACACUUUAAGUCAAACAUAUCUCAUGAGAAACAUUUUAUAACAAAAAUAUACACCCGUUCUAUUUGCUUUCAUUUACAACUUGUGUUAUUAUUGUCUUUAAUUUAAAAUAAGUCAGUGGGAGGAAUGUUAUUGUAGCAGUAGUGUAUAUUUAUACCCAAGAACUGUUCGUAUUAUUGUGUUGUAGGCUUAAACUACUAAAACCGACUUAAAUUUAAGACCUUGAAAACUUAUUUCUCGGCUCUGUAUGUUUCAUUAGAAAUAAAUACUAAUUCAACACGUAUGAUAGUUAAGCAUGUUUGAUAAGUAAGCAUGUGAGCAUUUUGUUUUUUCCUUAACUUGAAAGAAAGAAAAAUAAAAGUUUACUAGCUUACUAAACCUACACGAACAUAUAGUAUAUGUAACGAGUCGUCAUAUACUAGUACACAAUUUCAAAACUUCAGGAAAUAUGUAAGUAAGCGACCGUCCGACGAGCGUACUGACACAUUCCUUGCACGAGUUGAGUAACAGUGCGUAUUACAUGAUGACUUGUGCCAAAUACUGUUUAUCACAUGUUUUUUCCAUUGAAAAAGCAAAACCUAUCUACCUGUUUCACCUGCUCUAGCCUUAUACCAUACAGCAAUGCCAGUUUUCCGCUCUACAUGCAUUGAUGAAAUGUAGUUCCUGAAAUAAUUUACAUCCACAGGUACAUCGUUUUAAAUAUGUUUAUAAGUUGAAUGCGUAUUUAGUUUGUAUCCAGUAAGAAUAACAACCAAACAUUAUAGUAUUAUACUUUUUAACAAAAAAAGCUUUCCUUUUUCCAGAAAUAUGACGUCAUUAUUUGGUAAAUGUUCAUGACGUAUUCUCCUGUUUUAGCACAACUGAAAGCCUUUGAUAAUGUAAUAAAAAUAAAUGUCUUUUACAAAAUCAGGACGAAAACCACGUUUUCUUUUAAGAUUUGGAUUGAAAAUGCACUAUUGUAUUUUAAAUAUAUCUUUAUCAUAAAUGCAAAGUGAGAAAUAAACGAUAUGACUCGACUGGAAUAAUGCCAAUUAAGCAAUUAUGUUUGCCAAUUAACCUGUAAUGUAAACAUUCGGAGUAAUUUUUUUCUGACCAGCAGAACAAAACCAAUGUUAAGUUUCACAUGUGUUAUACAAAAAUACGUGAUGGCUUUAUUAAAAUGGAAACAAAGUACAGCAUAUGAUGAAAUAUAUUAUAUGUAUUCACGUGUAUAAAAUCAUUGUGUAAGUUACAUUGUAUGAACUUUCAAUAUUGUUUGUACGUUGUACUGUAAAAUGAAGCUGCACUGAUCAUUUUAGAAUAAAAAAAACCCUAUGUAUAUCAAUAUAAUUAAAUUGUUUGAUUUUCAUACAAAGGCCACUAAUCCAAAAAAAAAAAAAUUUACAAAAUGAAUAAAUUUAUGAUACAUAUACAGUGCAGUUCAUUUUAUUGCUCGAAUUGUGGAUAAUCCUUAUCAAAACUUCUAUCUUUGGAAUAAAAAUAUUUUCAUCUA